CGCCCAUGGUUACCACGUAAACAAGUGUCGUCACCACCCAAAGAACAAAACAGAUUUCCCAGCACAGAUUUCAAAGUUUUUGGCGUCUAGUAAGAGUUUUGGGGCAUUUUAACGCCAUUAUUCCACCUUACACCACACAAGAUGAGUGACGAAGCAGAUAAAGGAGAAAAGGGCGAAAAGCCAGCCUUGGAGGAAAAUGCCUUUGAGGCCCUGGAAAGAGACUUUCAGGAGGUUCUGAAUGAACUCAUGGGAGACAAGAGUCUGGAGAAGUUCCGUGUUGAGUACGAGAAACUCCACCGAGCGCUGAAGAAGUCCCACGAGAGCGAGAAACGUCUCAUGCAGAAAUGUCGCGAGCUCAACGCCGAGAUUGUCGCCAACUCCGCCAAGGUGUCCACCGCCCUGAAGCUGUCCAGAGAGGAUCAGGACACCAUCGCUUCCCUGAAGAAGGAAAUCGAGAAGGCGUGGAAGAUGGUGGAUGCAGCACACGAGAAGGAGCAGCGGGCACGGGAAACCAUCCAGUCUCUGAAGCAGGAGAUCUCCAACCUGACCAAACUGGUGGAACAGGGGGCAGGACUUACCAUGGGGCAGGAACACAAUGUGAAUGAGCUGUUGAAGAUCAAGGAGGACCUGACAAAGGAGCGUGACCAGCAGCUUGAGGAGAUUGUGAAGCUACGUGAGAGUCUGGCCAAGGCAGGAGAAACGGCAAUGAAGGCAGAGCAGGACAGGGCUGAUGCUGAGGCCAAAAUCACUGAGCUGAACCAAGAUAUCCAGAUGAGGACGAACGAGGCACAGCGUGAGCAGCGUAAGAAGGAGAAGAUGGAGCGUGAGUUGAAGAACUCCAGACAGGAGCUGGAGACCAAACAGAAGGACAUGCAGUCCAAGGAGCAGCAGCUGCAGAGGAACAAGGAGGAUCUGGCUCGCUUUGAGCAGCAACUCAAGGAGCAAAGGAUCCAAAAUGAGAGGCUGGUGAAGGAGUCAGACGUGUUGAACCAGCGCUUCACCAAGUUACAGAACGACUACGAGAACCAGCUCAUCAGCGCCGACCAGCUGGCUCAGGAGAACCAGACUAAAGUACAGGAACUCAAGCAAAAAGAGGAUGAGAUCCAGGCCCUGCGUCAGGACACGCUGCGCAUCACCAAGAUGCGGGAGGCCAUCCAGCGCAAACUGAGACAGACAGAGGACCAGAAGGGAGAGGCUGAACAGUCCAAGGAGACCCUGAAGAGCCAAAUUGUUGGGCUGGAGAGAGAACUGGAAGCCAGUAAAAAGCAGGCAGAGGCUGACAGAAAGGCCAUUGAUGAUCUUGUCCGAGAACGAGAUAUCCUAAACAAGAACAUGCUGAAGGCAGCAGGACAGACCCAGAAGCAGCUGAACCUGGUGCGUCUCCACGAGCAGUCCAAGAAGAACCUGGAGCAGGAGAUCCAGAACUACAAGGAGGAGGCUGCAAAGCAGCGCAAGAUCAUCUACCAGCUGGAGAAGGAGAGGGAUCGCUACAUUAAUGAAGCAUCCGAACUUACACAGAAGGUUCUGCAGCACAUGGAGGAUGUUAAGGUGCGUGAGAUGCAGAUCUUUGACUACAAGAAGAAGAUUGCAGAGGCGGAGACCAAGCUGAAGCAGCAGCAGAACCUGUACGAAGCCGUGCGCAGUGACAGGAACCUGUACAGCAAGAACCUCAUCGAGUCACAGGAUGAGAUCACAGAGAUGAAGAGGAAGUUGAAGAUCAUGAACCACCAGAUCGACCAGCUGAAGGAGGAGAUCACAGCCAAGGAAGACGCUCUGGUCAAGGAACAUCUGGAGCAUGAGAGGGUCCGCAAGGAGAAGGAGGCUCUCAAGGCUGAGCUGCAGCGUAUGAAGCAGCAGGCAGCGGAGAGUAAGGCGUACAUCGAGGCACAGGAGGCCGAGGAGCGCAAACUGCUGAAGAUCAUCGCUGAGGCUGACGCCGAGAGGAUGAGGCAGAAGAAGGAACUGGACCAGGUGAUCAGUGAGCGUGACAUCCUGGGCACACAGCUGGUACGCAGGAACGAUGAGCUCGCCUUGCUGUAUGAGAAAAUCAAGAUCCAACAGUCCACUCUCAACAAGGGUGAGAUCCAGUACAGACAGAGACUGGAGGAUAUCCGCCUGCUGAAGCUGGAGAUUAAGAAGCUUCGCCGUGAGAAGGCCAUCCUCACCAAGAACUGUGCCAACGUGGACGAUCUCAGACGUGAGGUGUACCACAUCCAGCGGGAGCUGCUCCGAGAGCGCACACGCUGUAAGGCCCUGGAGGAGGAGCUGGAAAACCCCAUGAACAUCCACAGGUGGAGGAAACUGGAGGGAAGUGAUCCCAGCACCUAUGAGAUGAUCCAGAAGAUCCAGACCCUACAGAAGAGGCUGAUCCAGAAGACAGAGGAGGUUGUUGAGAAGGAGCUGUUGAUCCAGGAGAAGGAGAAGCUGUACGUGGAGCUGAAGCACAUCCUGGCUCGCCAGCCGGGGCCAGAGGUCGCAGAACAGCUACAGAUCUACCAGCAGGCUCUCAAGGAGAAAAACAAGCAGCUCAAGUCCAUGGCAUCAGAGCUGAACAUGUACGACUCACAGAACUCAGAGUACAAGUACGAGAUCGAACGCCUGGCGAGGGAACUACAGGAUGUUAAGAAGAAAUACUUCAUGCAGAAAAGGAAGGAACAACAACAAAAGGAGAGAGAGAGAGCUCUGCAGCAAGCUGGUGCCCCUAUCAUCCAGCCCCAGAGAACAGACCAACCACGUUUCACCGGCGGGGGAUUCAACCUCAGACAGCCACAACAAGCCAAAACUGUCGCCUAGAACUCUCCAACACUGUACUGUACACACUGGUGUUU
This is a messenger RNA of Branchiostoma belcheri (Belcher's lancelet), 2828 nucleotides long. Its product is annotated as cilia- and flagella-associated protein 58-like. The record is from RefSeq and is a predicted model, not a curated record. Bases 142 to 2793 code for a protein of 883 amino acids. NCBI's taxonomy places the organism in Eukaryota, Metazoa, Chordata, Leptocardii, Amphioxiformes, Branchiostomatidae. The transcript has 20 exons. Gene Ontology annotation, cellular component: cytoskeleton.